AUGUUUAUCCUUCUGCGCAGUCUCUUGGUGGCUCUGAAUUUUAUAUCAUUUAUUCCACAGGUCGGUCGGAUGUAUCGGACAAAGAGCACCAAAAACAUCUCUUUCAUCCUAGUAUCCUUCAACGUCUUCAGUGCAAUGGAACAGGCGAAUGUCUGUAAAUUCAUUUCCAUGAAGCUGGGACAACCACCGACCUUGCAUACCCAGGGUUCGGCAGUCUGGAUGGAGUUGUUUCAAGUGACGGCAGUCUGGAUGGUCUUAUCUACGAUCCUGUGGCUUAUAACGUUAUACUACUAUGAUGGAUCGCCCAAGAGCAAAAUGCUGAGUGCAUUCGUCUUUCUACUCAGCCAAGUUCAAGGAACCCCUUUCCUAAAUGCUCUCCCUCAUCGUGGUACGGUCGAGAUAUUGACAUCCAUUCCCCACAUCGUGUUGUUCCUCAACCCGGCAAUCACCGGCUUGGCCUACCAUGCGUUCAUUCACGAGCGCAUCCUGCCUGCAAGCCCGUAUUCUUCAUCAGUUUUGAGCCUUGUGGGGCUUGCUGGGCAGUCUGUGAUGCAUCUCAUCCUGGCUCUUAAAUGGAUCACUGAGGCUCCCAUCCCGUGGGCUAGAGUGAUAUCUGGCUCCGUCCCUUUGCCUAGCUUGUGGUUCUUUUACAACUUCUUUGGCUGGGGCUUCGUGGAGAAUCUUGUCCUUGCACUGAUACAUGGAACUCUAUUCCGGAUGGCACGAAAGGAAAGAAAUGAAUCGACUACCAUUAAUGAUCAGGAGAAGGGUGGAGGCGAACCUCUGCUUGGCCUAGCCUGA
Molecule: messenger RNA, 801 nt
Organism: Penicillium brasilianum
Lineage: Eukaryota; Fungi; Ascomycota; Eurotiomycetes; Eurotiales; Aspergillaceae
Source: the annotation of a GenBank genome assembly